AUGAAUACCCAGACCCCCAACACCACUGGCAGCAGGGUUCUGAGCUCUGCUGACCGCGGCUACUCUACGUUGUCGACAACCACAGUAGAUGUGGAGAACAGCAGGGCGCCUGCUACAUCGACAUGGCAUGGACCUCUUAUCAGCUCUGGAGCUUCACAACACGAUGAGAAACCAUGCGCCGGGCAUGGCACGAGGCUAGCUCCGGAAGAGGAGGUUGUAAUGAGAGACGCACGUACCUCGUUACCAACACGGUCUCGCCACCUGAAUAUCCCAGAACAACUUGCCGAGCUGAUCAUCAGCAUGAUCCCUGGGCCAGAAGGAAAAGAAAUGGCAGAGGCAUAUCGAGAAGCAACCGAUCUACCCCCCAUCACGAAUCUCUCACUAAGUGAGCUCGACAUCCAGAACAUCAUCCCCAACAUCAGAUUACGGCAUGACGUCAACUUCGACCGUGAUCUGAGCUUUAGGCCGAAUCUGGAUGGCAGUAAGGGUCAGGAGAAAAUGAAGGCAGCACAGAAGUACUGGAGGGCGCUGGUCGCUGAACUUGAACUCUACACCCGAUUGUUCCGAGGCACGCCACCAUUGCGAGAACUGAAAGGAACCGACUGGACAACAGUCACCCGCCAUGCAGAACGACGAAUACCGAUCAUAUUCCAAACCAUCCAAGACGUGCUGAAAAGCUUGGUACCAGAUCGAGAUCAUUCGAGAGUGGACGAGCACUUGGAUGUACCUAUGCUUAUGCAAGAAAUCGAGCGGGGUGUGUGCGAUCUGGUACGACUAGCUGAGUGGAUGGCCCAUCUGCUUAAAGAACACUGUGCUCCAAUGCGAGACGGAUGGGUUGAUAAGAUGGUUGCAUACAUAAAAUUAGGCGUCACAACGAACAGCUCUGGCGAUAUUGUCAAAGGACUGUGCGAACUGCUAGGCAUACUGGAGGCUAUGAAGUUGGAUGUCGCGAAUCACCAGAUCAGGAACCUAAAAACACUCUUGAUCGAGGACACGAUCAACUUUGAGAAACACUACCAUCUGGAUAGACUCGUCAACGGCCGCGCACGAGUCAACAUCAACACGGCCCACACAUGGUAUUCUCUCGCAGUCGAGGAUUUCGGGCAGCAAUGUAUCACUCCACGCCACGAACCCCUUCGCCUGCAACUAGAAGUCUUCGUCCGUGCUGUAACCGCAACUAUCUUCAACAGAGACGGCGGAUUCGAGUUUCCCGAAACUUUCUAUCUGGAUCAAGACCGGCUGCGUGUUUUGAAGGCAGAAAUCGAGGACGUUGUCUCCUUCGACAUCUGCUUCGACAUGUUCGCGAAUCUGAUCAAGCAAUUUGGCUACGAAGGCCCGGUAUCGCCUACGACGCGACAACAACUGCGCAUCUCGCUUUCCGCAAUUAUGGGAGAAGCCAUCGGUUACGGUUUCCAGACGUGGAUCAUGAACUCGGAAGCCCUUUCGUUAGAGAUUUUACGACAGGCUUCGCUCUUUGCUGGCCAACCACAAACACAUGACCUCGACAGCAUACUAAAAGCAGAGCAGCUCUUUCGCCACCUCUUCCAUACCUCGGCUGCCACACACGCUGAGCGUCUUGAGGCUAGCAUGCUUUUGCAAGUUCUUGCCUGCGCAAAUCGCCACUCCAACUCCUCGCCUACGGACCUAUUCAACACCCUCGUCCCAGUCGCUAACUCUGUGCCGCUACCACCAGCACAACCCUCGCGUCCCGCCACAGGGCCCGAUUCGUUUACGUUUCUUCUCCCGCAACACGCAGCAAAUACCAAGUUGAUGGAUAUUGCGAACCGCAUCACACACAUCGUUCUUCUACACUGGCGGAUAUGGAGGCCCAUUGCUUACGUCCAAGAAGAGGAGAUGAAGCAAUCAUCCGGGACUCUCGCGCUGGGAGAAGUAUCCAGCCUCUCCGCAUCACCGCAACCACCGCUCACCAACCGAUCCUCCGCUCAUCCAGCAGUAGACGGAGCCCAAGGUAUUCCCAACCUAAAUACUCGCGACGUGCAGGACUCUGGGCAAGAAUCAUCCGUCGCACAUGAAACUCCUUCGCAAUAA
Dothidotthia symphoricarpi CBS 119687 is the source of this 2049-nucleotide messenger RNA. RefSeq lists its product as uncharacterized. The transcript is spliced from 2 exons. Lineage: Eukaryota; Fungi; Ascomycota; Dothideomycetes; Pleosporales; Dothidotthiaceae. The record is from RefSeq and is a predicted model, not a curated record. Bases 1 to 2049 code for a protein of 682 amino acids.